This is a messenger RNA of Epinephelus fuscoguttatus (brown-marbled grouper), 5262 nucleotides long. It is a transcript of the gene c5, whose product is annotated as complement component 5. The record is from RefSeq and is a predicted model, not a curated record. The coding region runs from base 74 to 5134 and encodes 1686 amino acids. Gene Ontology annotation, molecular function: protein binding; endopeptidase inhibitor activity. Lineage: Eukaryota; Metazoa; Chordata; Actinopteri; Perciformes; Serranidae. The transcript is spliced from 42 exons. Gene Ontology annotation, cellular component: extracellular region.
AAUAGUUGACAUAUGUGUUGCUGUCAGUGGGUCAGUCUUCUCAGUCAGAGUGUGUUUCCUCCUCAUCGUCAGGAUGAAGGUGUGGGUCCUCCUGAUGUGUGUGAGCUUUUUCUGUCCAAGGACCGAGGCCGACGACGCCAGAUCGUAUCUGAUCACAGCGCCUCUCUCCUUUCGUCUGGACGCCGUGGAGACAGUGUUGCUGCAGUUGUUUGGUUUCACGGAUGAGGUGACAGUCCAUGUGUUCCUGAAGACCUCCAUGGCUCCGGAUCAUGUGGUUCUGGCUCGGGAGGCCGUGACCCUCAACACCAAGAACAACCAUCAGGCCACCACCAAAGUCAAGCUCCGCCCAGGUCAGCUGGAUAAGAGUGUGAGUCAUGUGAUCCUACACGUCCAAUCAGCAGAGAUCAACCAGCACCUGUCUGUCUCCGUCAGCCGCACCAAUGGCUUCCUGUUCAUCCAGACGGACAAACCACUGUACACCCCCCAUCAGAGCGUCAAGGUGAGGGCGUUCUCCCUGAACCAGGAGCUGGCGCCGGCCAAUCGCAGCGUUUUCCUGACCUUCAAGGACCCGGAUCACACCACAGUGGACAUCGUGGAGAUGAUCGAUGUCAACAACGGAAUCCCGUCGAUGCAGAACCCGUUUAAGAUCCCGGUCAAACCCAAGUUGGGGAUUUGGUCCAUUGAAGCUUCUUACUCUGAUGAUUUCACCACAACAGCGAAAACAGACUUUGAAAUUAAAGAAUACGUUCUUCCCAGUUUCUCCAUCCUGGUGGAACCACAAGCGAACUACAUCAGCUUCGGAAGCUUCAGCAGUUUCAGCUUCAAAGUCUCAGCCAGGUAUCGCCACGGAGCUCCGGUGGCCGAUGGCGAGGUGUUUCUGCGUUACGGCUACGUUAGCGGGAAGAAUCCUCCGGUUAUCAUCCCCAGCUCCGUCAUCAGAGAGACACUGUCCUCGACAGGUGAGGUGGACGUGACGGUGAACAUGGAGAAGGUUCUGUCUAAACACGACGGGCCCAAAGACCUCAACAGUCUGGUGGGGAAGUACCUGUACAUCGCUGUGCUGCUGCAGGAGGACACAGGUGGGAUCACUCAGGAGGCGGAGUUUGCUGCAGUGAAGUUCGUCAAGUCACCGUACAGUCUGAGUCUGGUGUCGACGCCCCCCUUCAUCAAACCUGGCCUUCCUUAUAACAUCCAGGUGCUGGUGAAGGAUCACCUGGACAAACCGGUAAACCGGGUUCAGGUGCGUCUGGUGGAGCGGAAGCUGUUCAGGACGGGGACGGAGAGCGAGGAGCUGCCAUGUCCCGACAGCGCCGACACCCAAUCAGACGGCCUCGCUGUCUUCAUCUGCAACACGCCGAGCCAAGGAGUUCGAGCCGUGCUCAAGUUUGAGACGGCAGACCCCGCCCUCCCAGCAGCCAGUCAGGCGUCUCUGAGUCUGGUGCCGGUGGCGUAUCACUCUCCGAACCAGCGUUACCUGUACAUCGACCCACCGCUGCCCGGCCGCGGCCUGCAGGUGGGACGCUUCGCCAACAUCAAGGUGUACUCGGCCACGCCCUCCUACGUGCCCGUCAGAGCCCUCAGCUACCUGGUGCUGUCCAAAGGGAAGGUUGUGGAUUUCGGCAGUCAGAAGUUCGUCUCCACCGGCGACCACAGACAGAGCCUGAGCUUCGAGGUGACGGACGCCAUGGUCCCGUCCAUCAGACUGCUGGUCUACUACAUCCUGUACGGAGAGGGGACGUCUGAGCUGGUGGCCGACUCCGUCUGGCUGGACGUCAGAGACAAGUGUGUCAACGGACUCCAGACUGACCUGUCCUAUCGUAGUCACGUCUACAAACCAAAGGAAAAACUCCGGCUGGACAUCCGGACCAAUGAGGUCGGUCUGGUGGCUCUGUCGGCGGUGGACUCCGCCCUCUACACACUGCGACCAAACUACAGGGACCCUGUUACCAUGGUUCAGCGUCACCUGGAACAGAGUGAUCAGGGCUGCGGUGGAGGCGGCGGCAAAGACAGCGCUGACGUCUUCCGAUUGGCCGGCCUCACCUUCAUCACCAACGCCAACGCCCACCCGUCAGCCAGCAGUGAGGCGUGUACAGCAGCCGUGCGUGCAAAGCGGGCUCUGACUGACGAAGCGAAGGCAAAGAAAGCAAAGAGUUAUGGUCCCUUGAAGACGUGCUGUGAAUAUGGGAUGAAGUACAUCCCAAAGAGUGUGACAUGUGAUCAGUUCGCCGAGCAGACCUUCAGGAAACAUCUUCGCUGCAAACGUGUCUUCAAAGCCUGCUGCGAGUUCAUCCAGCAGCACCUGGACCAGGACCAGAACCUCGUGCUGGGACGCCACGCGCUGGGUGCGGACUUCGAUGUCGCUCCUUCUCUCGUUCGGAGCUACUUUCCGGAGAGCUGGCUGUGGGAGGUUCAUCCUGUCAGGGUCGGACAGACAUCAGCCAUCAUGUCUCUACCAGACUCUCUGACCACCUGGGACAUCAAGGCCGUCGGCAUGUUCAAGAACGGUAUAUGUGUUGCGGAGCCGGUCCAGGUGUCAGUCAGUCUGCCGCUCAGUGUGGACGUCCCGCUGCCCUAUCAGGUGGUCAGAGGAGAACAGCUGGAGCUGAAGGGCUCCGUGUACAACCAGCAGGCCGACAGCAUCUCGUACUGCGUGACGCUGACGGUCGGCCCGGCGCUAUGCCUGCAGCAGUCUAAGCCGGCUUCUGGAGGGACGGGGCUGCACUCCACUUCCUGCAGCUGGACGGCCCUGCCUGCAGGCGAGGUGGGGAAGGUGACCUUCACUCUGCUGGGCCUGGAGGCUGGAGAACACACCCUGACCUUCACCCUGAGGACACGCCAAGGAGACAGAGACAUCCUGGAGAAGAAGCUGCGGGUGGUGCCUGAAGGACUAAAGAAGGAGGUGUUUUCGGGAGGAACACUGGACCCUCAGGGGCUCUAUGGUUCAGAGAAGAGAACAGUGGAGCUGAAGAACAACCUGCCGACCAACAUCGUUCCAAACACAGCUGUGGAGAGGAUGCUCAUGAUCAGUGGUGAGGUUCUUGGUGACGUCAUAUCAGUGAUGCACAGCCCAGAGGGCCUCCGACAGCUCGUCAACCUGCCGGCUGGCUCGGUGGAGGCGGAGCUUGGUGGCCUCCUCCCUCUGGUCCAGGUGUACCAGUACCUGGAGACGACAGGAAGCUGGGGAGUCCUGGGGACGGACAUCCGUAAGAACUCUGACGAUCUGAAACAGAAGAUCAGAGAAGGUCUGGUCGGUAUCACCUCAUUUAGACAUGAAGACUUCAGCUACAGCAUGUGGACGAAGAGAGAACCCAGCACCUGGCUGACAGCCCUGGCGGUGAAGACUCUGUCUCUGGUGGACCCGGUGGUCUCUGUGGACCAUCAGUCUCUGUCAGACUCAGUGUCCUGGUUGAUCCGCAGCUCUCAGCAGCAGGACGGAUCCUUCAGUGACAACUCGUCCUACAAACCCAACAAAAUCAUGGCUGCAGGAACAGCUGAGGUCGACCAAUCAGUGUAUGUGACGUCCUUCGUGCUGAUCGCCUUACACCGAGCGACGAGCAUCAAAGAUCCCAUCCUGCAGCUCCGGUUCCACGAUGACAGCAUGAAGUCUGCAGCGAACUACAUUUCCCAGCAUGCCCCAGGAGUGAAGAGUGUGUAUGUGCGUGCGGUUGCAACCUACGCACUGACCCUUCAUGACCCCAACAGCAUGGCGGCGUCCACGCUGCUCAGCAGUCUGGAGAAACUCGCUCGAAACAAAGGUAACCCUGCUGUGCUCAGGUACUGGCAGGAGUCUAGCGUGACAGCUGAUUGGCUGAGACCCGACGAGACGAGCGGUCAGACGGUGGAGACGACGGCGUACGUCCUGCUGACUAUGCUGCUGAAGGGGAGGAUCCAGUACGCCAACCCCAUCCUGUCCUGGCUGACCCAGGAUCAGCACUACGGACAGGGUUUCUACUCUGUACAGGACACAGUCUUGACUCUGGAGGCGGUGGCAGAGUACAGCAGAACCGUCCCUCGAGCCGUCCUCAAUCAGGAGAUCAACGUCCGCCAAGGCAGGAAAGGAGCGUUGGAACGAGUCAGGCUGAGCCAGAGCCGACCUGUGGCCACGCCCAUCCAGGUGACGACGGAUGAUGUCAUUGAUGUAUCUACAGGUUAUGGGAGCGGCGUGUCCAAAGUGAAGAUGAGGACAGUUUAUUAUGAGACCACCCCGCCCUCACUGAACUGUAACUUUGACCUCACCAUUGAGGCGGUCGGCCCCGACACCAAUUCCACGAUGCGUUCUCCUCACCUGGUCGCCUGUGUAAAGUAUAAACCUCCUCCUAACGAGGUGUUCACAGAGUCCAGUCUGACGGUGAUGAAGAUCCAGCUGCCAACAGGUGUGGACGCUGCCUACGAGGACCUGAGACAGUUCAGAGACUCAGACGAGCCGACCAUCUCCGACUACAGGAAGGAAGGAAACACUGUGAUCAUUCAGAUGGACUCUGUUCCCUCGGACGUCUUCGUGUGCGUUGGUUUUGGGAUCACGACCACGUUCAGGGUGGGCGGAGCCAGCAAGUCCCUGUUUACUGUCUAUGAGCCUCAGGACAAAGGCAGUGAAUGCACCAAACAUUUCUCCUAUGAGCCUCAGAAGCUGCAGCGCCUCUGUGUGGACGAACAGUGUCAGUGUAUGACAGCUGCAUGUGCUGCCUACAGAGGAAGCAACGACUUGACUCUGACAGCAGCCAAACGUACGGAUGAGACCUGCAAGCCGCACAUCAAAUACGCCUACAAGGUGACGGUGAUGUCUUCAGUAGCAGAGGGAGACUUUAUGACCUACACAGCCUCCGUAGUUGAAGUCCUGAAGAACACAGAUAAAGAGUUUGAGGCGGUGAGUUCAGGGACAGAGGUGGAGCUGGUAAAGAAGGUGACCUGCAGCGCUGUGGAUAUCCAGAACAACAAACAGUACCUGGUGAUGGGAGCCAGCGGGUCACAGGUCAAACUCAGCCAGACCAUCAAGUAUCGUCUUCCUCUGGACUCAGAGACGCUGGUGGAGCUGUGGCCGACAGACUGUGAUACUCCCGAGUGUUUGGACUACAUUUCUAACCUGGAUGACUUCUCUCUGGACCUGCAGUUAGCCGGCUGCCCCGACGCAUCGUAACGCAGCACGCCAGACUGUCGUUAGCUCGGGGAGCUUUGUUAUCUCACAGUUUGAAUGUAAAUGAUUGUAUUCCUGCUUUUCUAAAUUGUGCCUCCAUGUCAUAAUCUGACAAUAAACAGAUAAAUAAA